CUGACAACUGCUCCAAUUUAUUAUCGCAACAAACAUGAUGAAGCAAAGUGAUCUUGUUAAGCCAAAAUCGCUAGAAGAUUGCGGCAGCCAUGGAUACACCAAUGAUGAAUUUGAGGAGUACAGUGAAGAGGAAAUGCUUAGUGAAGAAGAACCAAAUGAAAACUUGUGUAUGUCCCCAAAGAAAGAAGGUUCAUGUGAAGAAUUGAACAAGUUACAAGCUUCUAGUGCAGAAGAACCAAAUGAAGAUGGUUCAUCUGAUGAAGAACCAGCGGAAGAAGUUCCAUUUGGAGAUGAAUUUGAUGAUGAAGAUUCAUGUCCAGAAGAACCAUCUGAAGAAGAUCCGAUUGAAGAAUCUGAAGCAGAAACUGCAGAAUAUCCAACAAAUGAGAUAACAUUAGAAAAAGUCAGUGAUGAAGAUCCAUCAGAUGUAUCAUUUGAAGAGAUUGUUGAAGAAGAGUCCUCCGAAGAAUCAGAGGAGGAACCUAAUGAAGAAGAGCCUUUGAGUAGUUCUAUGGAUCAACCACCUCGUUUGCUCAAAGAAAAUAAAGCAUCAGAUCAGAUAAUUUCAGCAUCAAAACCUUCUGCUGAAUCUUCUUUUAAUCAUUGUCAAAGGGAAUCAAAUAACCUCUCUACAGAUGCAACUGUUUCCAAGCAACCGGGUGAUCCAUUGACUUCUAGAAAGAAAAGGCGCAGUGGAUGGGAUAUGAAGGCCGAGACUCCAAUGCUAUUAAAUGAGUGUGGUGACCAAGAUAAAAAAAGGAGUAGAUGGUCCAGUGAUACAAAGGCCGGGGCUUCAAUUCCAGAGAAUGAUAAUACUGUCCUAAAUAAAAGUAGGAGAACUAGAUGGUCCAAUGAUAAAACUCAGUUUAACUUUUCAGAUACUGUAAAGCUUCCAGAUUCUGUGAAGGAUAUUUUAUCCAACGUACACAAUGACAAGCGCAUAGAAAGGUUGAAUGCAAAGCUUCAAGAGAUACACCAAAAGCUUGAGGGUAGUAUGAUAAUCAAUAAGCCACAGAAAGAAAGUUCCUCAUCUCCACAACCUAUUGAUGUUGGACUUGAUUUAAAUGAGUCCAGUGUCCGUUUGAAGCUCUUGAAGCAGAAGAAUGAGAUCAUUUUGGAACUUCUUAGAAAGAUAAAGAAGGAAGAUCAACCUAAACAUCGUUCAAUACAUAGUUACAAAUUCUGCAAGAAGUUAUACAUUCCUUUAAAGGAAUAUCCCAAUUAUAACUUUGUUGGUCUUAUACUUGGUCCUAGUGGGAAUGGCUUGAAGAGAAUGGAGGCGGAGGCGGGGGCCACAAUUCUUAUAAGAGGUAAAGGUUCAGAUAUUAGGGAUAAAGGAAGCUCGAGUGAUGAUGAGCUGCACGUCCUGAUACUAUCAGACAGCCAGAUUUGUUUAGAUGCUGCUGUAAGUAUGGUGGAAAAGCUUUUGGUUCCUGUUGAUGAUUCUUAUAAUUAUCGUAAAUCUGCCCAACUGAGAGAGCUUGCUGAGUUAAAAGGGAUUCGGGUACGAAAAUCAUGGGAGAUGGACCCAUGUGUCAUCUGUGGUAUGCCAAGCCAUCCAACCUCUGCUUGCCCCCUCUCUGCAACGGAAUCAAAAACCAGUCCUAACUAUCUCACGGGAUCUGGAAGUUUAUUUUCUUCUUUUAAAAGUCCACCAAUUUCUCCUCCCCCCCUGCCUUCUGUGGUUAAUGCACAUGGUGACAAACCGAAGGGUUUUGAUCUUGCUAAUCUCUUCGUAGGUCUUCUUCCUCAAUCUGUCACUAUUGAUAAAUUAAAGGAGCUGUUCCUGCCUUAUGGAACCAUUUGUUCAGCGACAGUGCUAAUGGAUAAGAGCACCGGCCGAAGCAAAGGGUGCGGCUUUGUUAAGUAUACUAAUGCCAGUGAUGCUUCGAAUGCUAUAGAAAAAAUGAAUGGUUACUUGAUUGAUGGUAGGAAACUAGCAGUUAGAAUAGCAGGAACCUUUGCACCUUCCAAUGCAAAUCUGCCAAAUAAUGCUGGAUUUGUUUCUAUUCCCCCUCCAUCUUUGAUUUCAAAUCAGCCAAAAUUUCCAUGCUUGCCUUAUAUUCCUCAAUUUUACAAUGCAAAUCUGCCAAAUUAUCAGGGAAUAAAUCCACCAUCUACUUCAAAUGUAAAUCUUCCAAAUUAUCUUGGCCUUGCUUCUAUUCCACUUUCUUCAAAUGCAAAUCUGCCAAAUUGUUCGGAACUUGCCGCCAUUCCUCAAACGAUUCCUAAACCAAAUAGUUGGCCAGGUCCUGCAGGUUCUGAACUUGCCGCCAUUCCUCAAUCGAUUCCUAAACCUAAUAAUUGGCCAGGUCCUGCAGGUUCCAUGCUUCCGGAAUCUGGUAUUUCUUUUCUUAAGAGCAACUAUAAUUCAUUUACGUGCACUGAAAGUGUGCCUUUGCAGUCUCCAAAAUCCCUUGUUUCCUCAUUCCAAACAUCUCUUGUGAAGGAUGGCUACAUGAUGGAUGGGAAGAAGCUAAACGUUGAAAAUCUACCAAACCCUUCCCCAUUAUUGAGUGCAAGUCUGCCAAAUUAUCCACAAUUUGCAGCCAUUCCUACAGAGAUUCCUGGUUCCAUACUUCCUGAAUCACGCACUUCUUUCCCCACAAACAGUUAUAAUUCAUUGAAGCACACUGAAAGUGUGCCUUUUAGAUCUUCCACAUAUCUUGGUUCCGCUUGUCAAACAUCAAUUUCAUCAUCCCAAUUUCAUGGUGUCACUGCAAUAUCCAAUGAACUCGCUACUUUUCCUGGUUAUCUUAAGAGCAUCGACCCUCCAAAUCAACUCGAUCAAUCAAUACCUUCAAGCAGUCUGUCAUCUCAAGCAGCUUAUUUUACUGAGAACUUUUCUGGCAACCAUAUUAGUCCUGAUUGGCGGUAACCAUGAUCAUUCUGCAUUAAACUGAAUUCAGUAGAUAUGUUCUAAAUCUAUGGCUGAAGGUACAGAUCUUAUAUUUUUUUUUAUUUUAAUUCAUCAAUCUUGGUGAGAUCCUAGUUAUAAGUAAGGCUGCUAAGUACAGAUUGUGGAAUAUCCGUUUGUGAAGAAAUAUAAAAAAAAUAUGCCCUGGAAGGUGCAGAGCAUUGAAAUGUGCAUGGCUGUAGCUUCUUACCAUUUCAUCAUUUGGUUUGCUUUCGCAGGGACAGCUGAGUUAUUUUAUUGCUGCGUUUGGAUAAUUUGCUACUGAUUAUGGAAAGAAACUUAUGACUGGCCAUGUAUGUUAAUCAUUCUCUUUAUACGUUUUGUUCAGUUUCUUUGUUUUACUGAUGAGAGGUUUUUAGCCUUUUCAAGGAUUUGAAUCAGAUGCACAUUUUAUUUUCCUUUGAAACUUUUAAAUUUUUACAGU
Molecule: messenger RNA, 3341 nt
Organism: Phalaenopsis equestris
Lineage: Eukaryota; Viridiplantae; Streptophyta; Magnoliopsida; Asparagales; Orchidaceae
Exons: 2
Coding region: 35-2878 (947 amino acids)
Biological process (GO): regulation of mRNA splicing, via spliceosome
Cellular component (GO): nucleus
Molecular function (GO): mRNA binding
Source: RefSeq, a predicted model, not a curated record